Penicillium malachiteum is the source of this 420-nucleotide messenger RNA. Its product is annotated as actin-binding ADF family protein. Gene Ontology annotation, biological process: cell motility; actin filament severing; actin filament depolymerization. NCBI's taxonomy places the organism in Eukaryota, Fungi, Ascomycota, Eurotiomycetes, Eurotiales, Aspergillaceae. Gene Ontology annotation, cellular component: actin cytoskeleton; actin cortical patch; cytoplasm. The record is from RefSeq and is a predicted model, not a curated record. Gene Ontology annotation, molecular function: actin filament binding. The transcript is spliced from 3 exons. Bases 1 to 420 code for a protein of 139 amino acids.
AUGACCCGCGGCUUCGCAACCAUCACGCCCGAAUGCGAGGCUGCAUUCGACGCCGUCAAGGAAACCGACGACCUUAAUUACGUCAUUUAUCAGGCCUCAGCACACGACAAGAAGAUCACAGUCGCCGAGUCAGGCAAAUACGAGGACUACGCAGAGUUCGUGGCUCAUUUCAAGGAUGAUACACCUCGCUACGCGGUCGUGGAAUUGAGUUAUGAUUUUCCCGGUGGUGAUAAACCACGUCACAAGUUGGCUUUCAUUACAUGGGUCCCCGAAGGAGCGAGUAUCCACGAUAAGAGCUACUAUACUUCCAACAAGGAUCAUCUUUAUCGCGCACUUCUAGAUAUCAGUCUUCAUGUACAGGCGCAUACUCAGGCGGAUCUUGCUCAUGCUGCAAUUCUGAACAAGUUCAAGGCUCUUUGA